Messenger RNA from Solanum verrucosum, 2179 nucleotides. Its product is annotated as subtilisin-like protease 4. The transcript is spliced from 2 exons. Lineage: Eukaryota; Viridiplantae; Streptophyta; Magnoliopsida; Solanales; Solanaceae. Gene Ontology annotation, molecular function: serine-type endopeptidase activity. The record is from RefSeq and is a predicted model, not a curated record. Bases 242 to 2161 code for a protein of 639 amino acids. Gene Ontology annotation, biological process: proteolysis.
UCUGAAAUUCAUCUCUACCUUUCUCUGCUUUGUCCUGCUUCAUUCAUCAAAAACAUUUGGUGAUCAUUUCACUAAUCAAAGUGAUUUAGAAACUUAUAUAGUACAUCUUGAAUUUCAUGAUCGACUUUUCUCAAAUUCCAAAGAUGUAUUUCUCUGGCAUCAAUCAUUUUUGCCUACAAAUUCGAAUCACUCAUCGCGCAUUCUAUAUUCUUAUCGUCAUGUGUUCAAUGGUUUUGCUGCUAUGUUGUCAUCAGACGAAGUGAGAGAAAUGGAAAAGAAGCCAGGUUUUGUGUCAGCGCGUCCCCAACGAAUAUUUCAGAUGCACACCACACACACACCAAGUUUCCUUGGCUUGCACCAGAAUGUUGGUUUGUGGAAUGCAUCAAAUUCAGGUAAAGGUGUGAUUAUUGGUAUAUUAGAUUGUGGAAUUGAUCCUCAUCAUCCUUCAUUUAAUGAUAAUGGAAUGCCUAAUCCACCACUUAAAUGGAAAGGUAAAUGUGAGUUUAAUGUUACAAAUUGUAAUAAGAAGCUUAUUGGAGCAAGAAAUGUUGUGCAACCGGGUAUGUUACCUAUAGAUGAAAAUGGCCACGGGACACAGACUUCAAGCAUAGCUGCGGGGAACUUUGUGGAUGGUGCUAACUUUUAUGGUAAUGCUAAUGGCACGGCUGUUGGCAUUGCUCCCCGAGCCCAUGUGGCCAUGUACAAAGUCUGUGGGGUACUUUGGUGUGCAGAAUGGAUGAUUUUAGCUGGUUUUGAUGCUGCAAUUGAAGACUGUGUGGAUGUGAUUGUCAUUCCAAUGGGGUUAGGACACCCGCCUUUUUAUGAUGACUCUAUAGCUAUUAGCACGUAUAGCGCAAUGGCGAAGGGGAUUUUUGUAAGUGGCUCUGCAGGAAAUCAUGGACCGGGUAGUGGUACUGUGAUAAACGGGGCCCCGUGGAUUCUCACAGUUGGUGCUAGCACAACAGAUAGAAAGAUAAGUGCAGUAGCAGUUUUGGGUAACGGAGCUGAGUAUGAAGGCGAAUCGGCCUUUCAACCAACGAAUUUUUCACAAAAAUUGUUACCACUAGUGAAUGGUAAGGCUUGUGAAUCAUUGAAUACAAGCAUUGUCAAGGGUAAAAUAGUGUUGUGUGAUACAAGCGGUGACUUGUCUAGAAAUGUCAAAGGAGGAAGAGUGAAAAACGCCGGUGGUGCUGGCAUGAUUCUCAUGAACGAAAAGUAUCGUGGCUCUACAACAUUCUCAGAAUAUGAUGUCGUUCCCACGACACAGGUUAGUUACAAGGAUGGACAAGAGAUCAUAAACUAUGUGAAAUCAACAUCAACACCAAUUGGAACGAUAUCAUUCAAGGGAACGAGAAUUGGUGACAAGCACGCGCCAACAGUCGCUUACUUUUCUGCUAGGGGACCAUUUAUUCCGAGUCAGGGCAUACUAAAGCCAGACAUUAUUGGCCCUGCAGUGAAUAUCCUUGCAGCGUGGCCAACCCCUAUAGCAGGCCAGAUGUUUGACCUCUUUUAUGGAACGUCCCUGUCUUGUCCUCAUCUUGCAGGAGUUGCAGCAUUGUUAAAGAAUGCACAUCCAAAUUGGUCUCCAGCUGCAAUUAAAUCCGCAAUCAUGACCACAGCUGACAUAGUCGACCUUGGAAACGAUCCAAUUCAGGACGAGACACUUGAUCCUGCUGAUCUACUUACAAUCGGAUCAGGGCAUGUGAAUCCAUCAAGAGCAAAUAAUCCAGGACUCGUUUAUGACAUCCAGCCCGAAGAUUACAUCCCAUACUUAUGUGGCUUGAAUUAUACAGAUGAUCAAGUCAGUCUCAUUGUGAAUAAGAAGGUACAUUGUACAACAAGCAUACCUCAAUCAGAGUUGAACUAUCCAUCAUUUUCUAUUCCUACGGAAUCAAGUGCUCAAACUUAUACAAGGACUGUGACUAACGUCGGAGAAGCAAGUUCAGCUUACACAGUUGUAGUAUAUGGGGUCAAUGGCGUCGAGGUGACUGUUCAACCUAAAAUCUUGAAAUUUACAGCGUUGAAUCAGAAGGCGUCGUAUAAUGUAACAGUUAAGUCAUUAGAUCAUACAGGACAUUCCCAAGGAUACAUAGUUUGGUCUUCUGAUAGGCAUUCUGUUAGAAGUCCAAUAAAAGUGUUUCCCCAUAUCAGUGUGAUUUAGUUCAUUGGAUUUGUUAUA